AUGGAAUCUCAGCCCGGUGCUACCGAAGCCAAUCAACCCAACCGAAAGCGUGUCAUCACAGCUUGUCUGACCUGCCGCCAUCGGAAAGUCAAGUGUGAUCACGCACAGCCAGUUUGUUCACCGUGUAAGAAAGGAAACCGUGUUUGCACUUACACCAGCCCGCAAUCAACUUCACAGUCCUCUCGCCUUAGUGGGAACCGAGUGUCAAGAAGCAACCGACAAACUGGUCAAGACGAUAUCAGGAGUCGCCUCGAACGGUUGGAGCAACUUCUUGAGCGCGCCCUCAGCGGUGGCCCUGCCAUCCCACAACAUCCGGUUGAUACAACUUCCAAUCAGGAGCAUCCACAUUCAAAGCAUCAGGGACUGGGCUCAUCACAGAACCCUCAGUCGGAAACCUUGUCAACCGAUGGUUACGAUGGCGCUUUACUCCUCGACGGCCAGAGGGGUCAAUCUCGCUGGGUAUCAUCUCUUCACUACUCUCUCCUGGCUGAUGAGAUUCGUGAUGUCAAGAUGCUGCUCGGAGGCCUGUCUAGCGAUGCACCGAGAGAAAGCUUGUCGACAAUCCGCUCAGAUUCCCCCUUUCCAUUUUCAGGACCUUCGACGGAUGACCUCAGGAUAUGGGCACCGACUUCAGCAGAUACAUGCUUGAUUUUGCUUGAUACCUUUUACGCUCACGUUGAUCCGAUGACUAGAAUAGUUCACAACCCUACGCUCAAACGACGACUGAUCCAUUCUGACGAUGGGGAGUUUCUGGCCGCUCACUCCGGCGAGGAUAUUCAUACUUUCGAACCAUUGGCGUUGGCUGUCUUCUAUUCAGUUAUCAAUAGUCUUUCGGCUGAAGACGUAUUGUUGCAAUUUUCUGUAGAAAAGGAGGCACUCCUUUCCCAAUUUCAACAUGGCGUGCAAAUUAGUCUAGGGAGAGAGAACUUCUUGACUACACCAAGCAUUGAAGUACUUCAAGCAUUUGUACUGCUUCUGACCUGUCAGUCGCGGGAAGAUGACAUGGCAAAAACCUGGACCCUUUUAGGCCUUGCUCACACGAUGGCGCUCUCGCAGGGUCUCCACAGAGAGCCCUCGCUGUUCAUUUCCACGGGCAUGGACGUUGUUCGAGUUGAGAUUCGCCGCAGGUUGUGGCAUCAGAUAUGCCACCUCGACUAUCGCUCUGCAGAAAGCAGGGGUCAAGAGCCGACUAUAUCAGACGAGGACUUCACCACCUUCCUUCCAAGAAACAUAUCGGAUGAAAAUCUCGCUGGGUUUACCGACAUGACAGUUCACUUGAUCCGUCUGUAUGGUCACCACUGUUUCAGACGAAUCGUCCGAGGCACUUACAAACUUGAAAGGACGACUAAAUCACAAGCCAAGAAUCAUGAUGACACGAACCCAGCCGUCAAGCUUCGGUCGUUAUUCGAUGAAGUCAGAGGCAUGGUGGAUGAAAUGGUCGAUCACUUCCAAGCACAUUAUUUACAAUACUGCAAUCCACAGAUUCCGGAGCAACGAAUGGCAAUUGGACUUGCAACGGUAGUUGAAUGGCGGUGCUGGUCUAUCUUCUGGUUGCGAACGCCAAAACAGUACCGGGAGUUUGUGAUUAUCCCUGAAGUCCGACAAAUAAUGUUAGAGAAAUCCGUCAACCUCAUCGAAAGCCUGAACAAGAUGCCAGAUGAUAAGGACGCCCAGCGGUUUGAGUGGCAUAUUGGUGGCCAUGCAUGUUUCCAGCCAAUCAUGCAUAUUGUCUCCGAGCUUGACAUGCCCGGCUUCGACGUUCCCAACCGACAAGCACUACGGUCACGAGCAUUAGACGCAUUGAAGAAGACUAUGCACACGAGGGGUCGAGAAGUAACACCAAUGUGGAACGCGAUGAACCGUAUCAUCUCAAACUGCCUCGCCAAAUCUGCCUCAAGACACUUGCCGGUGACGCUAUUCCAAGCUGCACGGAUUGACUUCUUGGUGAACGAAACGACUCAAGGACUAGGCUCUUCUGCCACUGAGUCGAGCCCCGCACUGCUGCCCGAUAUGCCAAUUUCCCGAGAAUUUGCAUCAUCAGCUUCAUUGCCUGACUUCACAGCGUUGGGGAGCAUAGAAAUGCUGGAACCUGACAUUAUGUUUGACUGGGGAUUUUGGAACAUUGACUCUGCAGCUCCUGGUCCGUAUUGAAUGUCAACGCUGUUCUGCCUGCCUGAAACAAAAAUAGGCAACCCUGAGAAGACGUUCUGUAUAAUUUAUAGGAGGAUCCCUUAGUGAACG
Molecule: messenger RNA, 2241 nt
Organism: Fusarium oxysporum Fo47
Lineage: Eukaryota; Fungi; Ascomycota; Sordariomycetes; Hypocreales; Nectriaceae
Exons: 7
Coding region: 1-2151 (716 amino acids)
Biological process (GO): regulation of DNA-templated transcription; DNA-templated transcription
Molecular function (GO): zinc ion binding; DNA binding; DNA-binding transcription factor activity, RNA polymerase II-specific
Source: RefSeq, a predicted model, not a curated record